UGGCUGUAACGGGCGGGGUUUCCUGCUUGCUCCCUGUACCAUGUUUGAGAUGUCUCCUUAACAACCGAUGCGAGUCAAACAGGAGAAGUUUUCUUCAGACAAACGUUUGGAGUCGGAAUGGCUGGGACUGGUGAGGGAAAGAAGGAAGAGGCCGACUACAAGAGACUGCACAGCUUCCCUCUCAUCAGACACACAGACAUGCCAGAGGAAAUGAGGGUUGAGACCAUGGAGUUGUGUGUAACAGCCUGUGAGAAAUUUGCUACCAAUAACGAAAGCGCGGCUAAGAUGAUAAAGGAGUCCAUGGAUAAGAAGUUUGGAAGCUCAUGGCACGUGGUGAUUGGCGAGGGCUUCGGCUUCGAGGUCACACACGAAGUGAAGAACCUGCUCUACAUGUUUUUCGGUGGGAGCCUGGCUGUCUGCGUGUGGAAGUGCUCUUAGCGCCGGUCCCCUCUCCGUGCCCUCCGCCCCGCCGACGCGCUCACCACGCUGGGAAUCGACGCCGGCCCAGACGCUGGCUCCGUUUCACCCACGGCAGAUCAGUUCGUCCGAGCUACCAGCCACUGUGGCAGAGAAAGGAAGUACUUGUUCAUGAAUAAAAUACCGUUAUUUCACCUUUCACCUUUCAGAGUUUGACUGCCACUUUGGUCUGGUAGAGAUAAAAAAAAAAAAA
Poecilia latipinna (sailfin molly) is the source of this 670-nucleotide messenger RNA. RefSeq names its product dynein light chain 4, axonemal. The coding region runs from base 118 to 438 and encodes 106 amino acids. Gene Ontology annotation, biological process: microtubule-based process. Lineage: Eukaryota; Metazoa; Chordata; Actinopteri; Cyprinodontiformes; Poeciliidae. The record is from RefSeq and is a predicted model, not a curated record. Gene Ontology annotation, cellular component: dynein complex. The transcript has 4 exons.